UAUGAUAAUAGUGAGAAUACUGCGAGUCAUUUCAUCUAUUUGACGAGUGUCGUUCCGUUCAUAAAUGUGUAUAUAUUCGUAAUUGGUUACUUAGUAAACGGCUCUGGAAAAACAGAAAAUGGAAUGUCAUGCUAUCGUAGUUAUAUCAGUGGUGAUGGCGUUUCUUGUGUUGGUGAGGAGUGACGAAGUAUACUGUCCUGUGGCUUACCGCACCAUCGGGCCGAUAUGUGGGACUGAUGGAUCGUUGUACACUACUUGGUGUGACUUGGAAAUGGCUCGGGUUUUCAACCACCAACUGGAUGUCGCUCACAUGGGACCGUGCAGGUCCGAUUGCAGUUACGAGUAUAUGCCAGUAUGUGGCAACGAUCUGGUAACAUACGACAACCUCUGCUUCUUCCAAGAGGAAGCCUCAAGACCACAAAGCUACGGGCUAAGAGUACUUCAUUUCGGACAGUGCAAUAAUUACAGAAUUGUACCGUAUAUAACAUAAUCUUCAACAAUUUCAACGACCGCAUUGUUCUGGACUGCUCAAAGUAAAACGAUUACGAUUUUCGAAAAGUAAUAAUGCAAUAAAUUGUUUUUGUGUCGUAAUUAUAAAUGAAAAACUGGUGUUAAAACAGUGAAGUGAUGAGUUUUUGUACAUAGAUAGAAUUUGCGUAAAGUGGGAGUUCACAUGACAUCAAACUACAAGUCACGCCUUAAAAGACAUGUGUAGUAAGUUAUUUAGGAAUUUUACUGAUUUAGUUGUUUUCA
This is a messenger RNA of Pectinophora gossypiella (pink bollworm), 753 nucleotides long. Its product is annotated as serine protease inhibitor dipetalogastin-like. Lineage: Eukaryota; Metazoa; Arthropoda; Insecta; Lepidoptera; Gelechiidae. Gene Ontology annotation, molecular function: protein binding. The record is from RefSeq and is a predicted model, not a curated record. The coding region runs from base 119 to 490 and encodes 123 amino acids. The transcript has 2 exons.